UGGGGACUACAUUCUGUAUCACCUCCGCUCUAACCGGAAGUGAUUUUAUCCGCCAUUCAACGAAGGUGUCGGUUCAUUGCUUUGUGGGUUUUGGAUAAGUUUGGUAUUAAAAUGGCAGAACAAAAUGAAGAGCCCGUUGAAGUUGGAGAAGAUGACGUAGACAAUCCUAACUACAAACCACCUGCGCAGAAGACGCUUAAUGAGAUCCAGAAGCUGGAUGAAGAUGAUGAGAGCUUACAGAAGUACAAGAAGACGUUGCUUGGGGAAGUCAGUGAUCCACCAAAGCCUGACGAUCCCCGCAAUGUUAUUGUAGAAAAACUGGCUUUCUGCUCAGAGGGCCGAGCAGAAAUAGAGAUGGAUCUCACAGGUGAACUGUCAAAGCUGAGAACAUUUAUCGUAAAAGAAGGAACACAAUAUAAGAUAAAAAUCUACUUCUAUGUGCAAAGGGAAAUUGUCUGUGGCCUGGUGUAUAAACAGAAAAUUACCAGGAAAGGAAUUUCUAUGGAGACCAUGAAGAUGAUGGUUGGCAGCUACGGUCCGAAGAAGGAACUCCACUGCUACACAACAGCCUUGGAAGAUGUCCCCUCAGGAAUGUUGGCCCGAGGCACAUACGUCAUCAAAAGUCUAUUCACAGAUGAUGAUAAGAACAAGUACUUGGAGUGGCAGUUCGGAAUGGAAAUAAAGAAGGACUGGCAAGACUGAACGAUCAAUGAAGCCACUGUGUAUGAAAUGUACAGUUUUAUAUUUCUUUAAGCCCCCGUUACAUAUUUUAGUUCUGUCUGUUUGAUGCUGCUGGUUAUUGAGACACUAUUGUUUCUACAAAUAGCAUGUCUACAUAAUGAUGUAUGCAUACCGUGACAGUAAUCGUCUGGCAUCCAUUAAAGGGACUCUUUGGGAAGCUGUUCUGGGGCUUUGUCAAAUAGUGCUUGGUGAUAAAUGUGGGAUUUGACACAACAAAUGCAUAAAAUCUGGUAAAUUUGUUGGAAUUUCCUUGUUUCCCUGGCAACCACCUGCAACAUUGAGAGCCUAGCAGAUUGAAUCAGUGUAUGAAUGUUCUCUGCAUGUUCAUUCUCAAGAGUCCCUAUAAUUGCCUGCGAUACAAUCUCUGCUUUGUCCCAUAAUGACCACAUAUCUAUAUUUUAAGCUAAGGUUCAUAUUCAUGUAGCCACGGUAACCACAUUUGUAAUCAUGAAUCUCUUCAUUCCUGUUGGUGAACUUUCAUGAUAAGUAUUCAAGUUAUUAGUAAUGUGUAUGCUAUUUCAAAAGUGAAGUAUUAUUUCGAUGCCUUUGUACUUCCGUAGCUCACAGCAUCAGAUACUCAGUACAUUAUGAUUGUGACGCGACCAACAUUUCCGAAUCCAGGGAUACUGCUGGCAGCCAGCCGUAGCGUAUACAUAUUUCAGUUUUGAUGUACAUUUCCCUUCACAGUACAGUCUUUCAGAAUGGUUUAACAUCAAAAUAUUUUGCUACAUAUUUUUAUUUAAAUACAGUAUGCCAGAAUUUGUUGAGAGUAAGUCAUUGUGCAAAAUGUCAGAUGUUGAUCGUGUUGAUAAAUAUUGCACUAUUUUUAACAGCUUUCUUUCCUAUUGGGGUCAUUGGAAAAUUGGUUUUUGGAAUAGAUUCCGGUUGUAAUAGAAUGUCAACAGCAUAUCAACUGUUCAGCUACUCCAUAUUUUGACUUUUGGGUGGAAAACACCAUGUUCUAACGGCUUGAUGAUUUUUAGACAUUUUACAAGUACAAGUUUUUGUCAGAGCUGGAAUUAAGAUGCUUUGAAAUAUUUUUCUUAUCAUGGACAUAAUUAAUUGUUUCAAGAUGUUCCUUACUGUACACAUUUGAGGUACCGGGUAUGUUUUGAUAAUUCCCGUUUCUUUAACCGCAACAUUUGUACUAUAUACAUAUGCUUUUUAUCUUGGAAAAUGUGUGUUCAUUUGGUAUUUUGUGGCAGUUGGGUGCUUGUAGAAUGCUUUACAUGUGGUGAGGCAAAAUAUACCUGUUCAUCUGCAGCCUGCACUUGCUACAGGAGUCACGAUUAUCGGCUGUCCACGUGGAACCAGUGAUGCACCAAGACAGUAAUUAACUUGUCAUGUGAGAGGCAGUUUUGUUUCCCAGUGUGACAUGUAAAGUCCUCUGGUAUUCUCUGCCAUGAUACUGUAAUCUCAUACUCGCUAUGUUUGCAAUGGCCACCAUCCCAUAUGUCUGAAUAUGACCAGUCUUGCAAAACACAACUUUCUGUUUCUAAGAUUCCAAAUUUUCUUCUCUAUCCUACAGUUCUGAUUUCAAUUUAUCUUGUAACACACAUUUGAAUGUUGAAUGUCAUGUUGACGCCCCAAAUUAUAUGUCCAUAUUUGGAUGGGUUUGGCCCAACACCCCUUGAGUUUGGCCAGUGGUGCAUCACUGUUCCUGUGCUCUUAGUUGAAUUAUAUGCCUGUGUGAUCUACAGUGACAUUGUUAUGGAUGUAAACAGGGUUACCUCGUGUCUAUCAGUGCAAUACACGUUUUCCCACCCGAGUUCCUCAGCUGUGAACACGAAGGUAGGGGCGGUGGGACAACCAAGUGGUUAUGGCAUUCACUUCUCACGCCGAAGACUCGGGUUCGAUUCCCUACUUGGGUACAAUGUGUGAAGCCCAUUUCUUGUGUCCCCUGCUGUGAUACUGCAAUCCAGACACUGCCCUGUCAAACAUGUUUUCAGUAGCACAGUGCUAGAUACAAACGUGUGAAUGCUAGCCAAGCUUGUAAACCGAUUUUUAAGCUAUAGUGUAAGAGGUCACAAUAUUUGAUCGAUACUAGAAAAUUAUAUAUUUCUGUGUGGUUGGAUCUUUGUGAAGGUACCUUGAAUUCAGCACACAUGAUGAAUGCGAGUUUUCAUCAGAUACCUCAUCUUGCCAUCAACUUCAAGUACCUUAAGUAAUGGUUGCUGGGGACGUACAGGGUAUGUGAAAAUCUCCCCUCCCCUUUCAGAAACUUUACAUGCCAACCAUCACGUUUUGUUCAAUUGGGUAUUGUGUGGACCCAGUUUUUCAAAUCGUAGUUCCACCUGUUUUGUCAAGUAAAGGUCUCUCACUUGGCUGUUAAGCUUCCAUGUUAUCUUCUAACGGUGCUUACUGUCAGCUAUUAUGUCAUCAGGCCAGUGAAAAUACAAACAUUGCGUCUGUCAAAGCCUGUCCACCAAUACCAUUAUUCUGUUUACUAUUGAUAUCUCACCACCAUUGCUUAGUGCUACCGUUACUCCUAUAUUGUCGACAGCAACUUGUCCUGAAGCUAUGCAACUGUUCCUCACAUUGGUCAAAGCUGUAUGUCUUCUGUGGACUCAAUGUCCGACCUUUGCCUUAAUAAAUAUAUGCCUCAUA
This is a messenger RNA of Haliotis rubra (blacklip abalone), 3348 nucleotides long. RefSeq names its product rho GDP-dissociation inhibitor 1-like. Gene Ontology annotation, biological process: Rho protein signal transduction. The coding region runs from base 112 to 702 and encodes 196 amino acids. The record is from RefSeq and is a predicted model, not a curated record. Gene Ontology annotation, cellular component: membrane; cytoplasm; cytosol. The transcript is spliced from 5 exons. Gene Ontology annotation, molecular function: Rho GDP-dissociation inhibitor activity; protein binding. NCBI's taxonomy places the organism in Eukaryota, Metazoa, Mollusca, Gastropoda, Lepetellida, Haliotidae.